UCCCCCCCUUCCGGCGGAAGUAUUUCGUAUAGCUGAGGCCUCAUCACUUCAAUGGCGACCGAAAACUGGUUGAAUAAAGAGCUGGUGCUGCUGCGGAGGGGGGUCGGAGGAGUGUGAUAGCAAAUAAAUAAAUAAAUAUAAGCCUAAAUAAUCAUAAAUUACAACUCAAAAUCUUCACACAUUAAACAAUGGCCGACACAACGGCCAAAAGUCAGAAUGUAUCGUUCCUUGAAUCGGAGCUGUAUUACCUGAUUGCGCGUUUUUUAUCGAAAGGCCCUUGUCGGAAAGCGGCAGAGGUCUUGGUGGGGGAGCUAGAGGAUUACGAGCUUCUUCCAAAACGAUUGGACUGGGAAGGCAAUGAUCAUCCCAGAACGUACGAAGAUUUGGUUCGUGCGAACAAACAUGUGGCUCCUGAUCAUUUGCUGCGGAUUUGCCAACAAAUCGGCCCACUUCUGGACAAAGAAGUUCCAUCAUGUGUGGCAGGGGUCCGAUCCCUGCUCGGUGCAGGGAGACAGUGUUUACUCCGAACCGCCAAAGAUUGCAAAAAUGUUGUUUUGAAGGGCCCAGAUUUUGCAGCUCUCCACAGAGGAAGGCCACCAGAGUUGCCUGUGAACUACAGAGGCCCUCCAAAUCUGGUCGAGGUUUAUCGUGGGAGAGAGCUGACGGGAGCAGACCGUUUUAGUUCAAUAUGUCCUGUGAGCUCCUACCAACACAUGAAGAUGCGCAGGAGAAUCCUUGGUCAUCUUUCAGCUGUUUACUGUGUUGCAUUUGACCGCACUGGACAGAGGAUUUUUACUGGCUCUGAUGACUGCCUGGUGAAGAUCUGGUCCUCCUUUGAUGGCAGUUUGCACUCUACACUGAGAGGCCAUUCAGCAGAGAUUUCUGACCUGGCUGUUAACUUUGAGAACACUCUCAUAGCUGCAGGCAGCUGUGACAAAGUGAUCCGAGUGUGGUGCCUCCGGACCUGCGCCCCAGUGGCUGUGCUGCAGGGCCAUUCUGGGUCCAUUACUUCCUUACAGUUUUGUCCAAUGGCUAAAGGCUCUGUGAGAUACAUGGUGUCUACUGGAGUGGAUGGGACAGUCUGCUUUUGGCAGUGGGAUGCCAACAACAUGACAUUUAACAAUCGCCCACACAAGUUUACAGAAAGACCCAGACCAGGAGUACAAAUGAUUUGUUCUUCAUUUAGUGCCGGUGGCAUGUUCUUAGCAACUGGCAGCACCGACCAUGUGAUUCGAAUGUAUUUUCUUGGCAGUGGGAGCCCUGAGAAAAUUGCAGAACUUGAGUCGCAUACGGAUAAAGUUGACAGCAUUCAGUUUUGCCACACUGGGGACAGAUUUGUGAGUGGCAGCAAAGAUGGAACAGCUCGAAUCUGGAAUUUUCAGCAGCAUAGGUGGAGAAGCAUUUUGCUGGAAAUGGCUUGCACAUUAGAAGGGCCUGUAACCACUCCAGAUGAGGAAAAGUUUUUCAAGCCAAAAGUGACAAUGAUUGCUUGGGAUCGACAUGAUAACCAUGUUAUCACGGCUGUUAAUACCCAUCUGGUUAAAGUGUGGCAUUCUUACACGGGGCAACUGCUUCACAUCUUGAAGGGUCACGAGGAUGAAGUGUUUGUGCUGGAGCCACAUCCCUUUGACCCCAGAAUUGUGCUGUCGGCUGGGCAUGAUGGGAACAUCUUUAUAUGGGACAUAACCAAAGGCACAAAAACGCGGCACUAUUUCAACAUGAUUGAGGGCCAAGGUCAUGGUGCUGUGUUUGACUGUAAGUUCUCACCAGAUGGACAGCACAUUGCCUGCACAGAUUCUCAUGGGCACCUGCUCAUAUUUGGAUUUGGAUGCAGUAAGCCUUACGAAAAGAUUCCAGACCAGAUGUUUUUCCACACUGAUUACCGGCCGCUUAUUCGAGACGCCAACAAUUACGUCUUGGAUGAGCAGACCCAGCAGGCACCCCACCUCAUGCCUCCACCCUUCUUAGUGGAUGUUGAUGGAAACCCACACCCCACUAAAUACCAGAGGCUUGUCCCGGGAAGGGAGAAUUUUGCAGAUGAGCAACUGAUUCCUCAACUGGGAUAUGUUGCAACAAGUGAUGGCGAGGUUGUGGAGCAGGUGAUCAGCCAGCAGACCAGUGACCAUGAUGAACAAGUCCGGGAGCUCAAUGUGCUUGAUGGCAUUAUCAGACAGUUACAGGAGCAACAGGACCAGAGGAGUAGAGAGUCAGCAGCCCUCCCAAAUGGGCCACAAAACCAGGAAGGCACCCCUAGAAGAGUUUUCAGAAAUCCAAGUGUCGAAGUCCAGUCCUCCCCAAAUGUUGGCCUUCGUCGUAGUGGGCAGGUUGAAGGUGUGCGGCAGAUGCAUCAGAACGCUCCGAGGAGCCAGAUGGCCACGGAGCGCGACCUUCAGGCCUGGAAAAGAAGAGUUGUGGUGCCAGAGUUGUCACCCUACAUACUCAAGAGACAGGAAGAGUACAGACUAGCAAAAGGGGGAGAGGAGUUGGUUCUGUAUACAACGGAAAAGAAAAGAAAGUCCUUACAUGGAUCAUUCAAGGAUGAUUCGGAUGAUGGCAGACCACGCACAAAAAGAAAAACGCGACCACGUCGGCCAAAGCAGACAAGCUAUCGAACCCGUAACACUGCAGUAGAUCAGUUUGUUGAGUUUUCUUGUGAAGAAGGGGAAGAGACUGAAAGCUCCUUAUCUGAAGAGGAGAAUGAAAUAACAGAUAGUGGAGCUUUUUGGAUUUCUAAUGAGGAAGAAGAGGCUGAAGAGGAGUGGAAAAGUGAAAGCAACAGUUCAAGCAACUCUUCCAGUGAGUACUCUGACUGGACUGCAGAUGCAGGUAUCAAUCUCCAGCCUCCCACCCGCACCUCCUCCAGGAGGAGAGCGAGGCGCAAGCUCAGCAGCUCGGAGGAGGAAGAGUCAGCUGAGGAACAUUGUGCCGAGGCUCCAAAACCAAAGAAGCCUAAAGAAAGAACACCAAAGGGUCCAAGUCAAAGACCAGCCUUAAACAGAGAAAUAUCAAAUGAAUUCCGUCCUUCUGCAUGGAUCACUGACGUCAUCCCCCGGAAGUCCCCAUUCGUUCCCCAAAUGGGCGAUGAGGUGAUAUAUUUCCGUCAAGGCCACGAAUCUUAUGUUGAAGCGGUGAGAAGAAAUAACCUUUAUGACAUCAACCUUGACAAGCAACCAUGGAAAAAGUUGGAGCUCAGGGAUCAAGAGUUUGUUAAAAUUACUGGAAUCAAGUAUGAAGUUUGCCCUCCGACACUGUGCUGUCUGAAGCUUUCUCUCAUAGAUCAUGGCACAGGGAAGCUGACGGAUAAAUCGUUUUCUGUUAAGUACCAUGACAUGCCUGACGUAAUUGAUUUCCUUGUUUUGCGACAAUGUUACGAGGAAGCAAGGCAAAGAGACUGGCAACCAAAUGACCGAUUCAGAUCGGUUAUUGAUGAUGCGUGGUGGUUUGGGACCAUCUUAUGUCAAGAGCCAUAUCAGCCAGAGUACCCUGACAGUCACUUCCAGUGCUUUAAAGUUCAGUGGGACAAUAAUGAAAUUGAAAAGGUUAGCCCUUGGGAUGUGGAACCUAUUCCAGAAAAUGCUCAGCAGCCUGAUCAGAUUGGUGGAGGUGUCCCAGUGACCCCCGAGGAACUGAGCAGACUGAUGUAUCAACCUCAGAAGGGAGAAUGGGGAUUAGUAAGGUCCAUGGAUGAAGAAUGUGAACGAAUUAUCAGCGGCAUUGAUCAGCUCAUGGUUCUUGACUUUGUGACCCCCUUUGCUGCCCCUGUGGACAUUCUCACGUAUCCUGCAUACUGUACAGUAGUGGCAUAUCCUACAGAUCUUGGUACUAUCAGGAUGAGGCUUGUGAACAGGUUUUACCGGAAGAUCUCUGCUCUUGUGUGGGAGGUGAGAUAUCUUGAACACAACGCCAGAACGUUCAAUGUGCCAGGAAGCUCAAUUGCACGAUCAGCAAAGAAGAUCACUGACAUUCUCCUCAAGUUUAUCAACAAGCAAGACUGUACAAACAUUUUGGAGCUUUAUGGCACAAUGGAUGAAGAGACCAGUUCAGAAGAACAGGAACAGAAUGACAAUGACGCUCCUGGAACAUCGACUGGAAGAAGACUACGUCAAUGCCGGAGUGGGAAGAGAAGCACUGUGGAAGUAACCUAUGAUGUAGAUGCGUGGAAGCAGCAGUGCAAAUCUUUGCUGGAGUACAUCUUUCAGUGUGAGGACUCUGAACCUUUCCGGCACCCUGUUGAUGAGAACGAGUAUCCAGAUUACCUGAAUAUUAUAGACACACCAAUGGACUUGGAAACUGUGAGGAAGGUGUUGGAUGAAGACCGGUAUGAAAACCCAACAGAGCUUUGCAAAGAUAUCCGGUUGAUAUUUAGCAAUGCAAAAGCCUUUACGCCAAACAAGCGGUCUAAGAUCUACAGCAUGACUUUGCGACUGUCUGCGUUCUUCGAGGAGCGCAUACGAUCGAUUAUCUCUGACUAUAAAACAGCUGUGCAACACAGUGCAAAACUCCGUCGCAGUCAGAGAUUCAGGAAGAAACUGCAGCACAGAGAAGCUUCAGUCUCGAGUAGUCGUGCUUCCAGUCCGGAGAGAAAACAGAAACAGGUGAAACUUCAGGAAAAAGUGGAAGUGGUUUUCUCCAAGAAGUCUACAAAAUCGACUAAAGCCUCCUGCAUCUUGAAAUCAACGAGAUGGAGUGGAGGCACUAGCACAUCUGGAGACUCCUCCAGUGAAAACUCGGAGAGCUCCUCCGCCUCGUCGGUGUCAUUUAAAAACAUGAAGGCGAGAACAGCAACCUCAGGAGACAGCUCUGAAGAAUCAUCGUUUGAGAGUGAAAAUGAAUCGCUGUCUAGUGGCUCCGGUGAAAAUGAAGGAAAUGCUGCAAAACCUUCGGGCUCCACUCAUCUCUAUCAGAAUGGUGCAACUAACGCAAGGAACACGAGCAGAAGGGUGACGAGAAAUAAUGCAGCAUUGGACAGGCGCAAACAAGAAAAUGGACACAGCAGAAGAGCUUGCCGUAACCAACCGAGGAAGUCUGAGAGCAGCUCGGAGAAAGAAGAGAAUUCUCCACCUACAAGUGAGGAGGAGGAGGAGGAGGAGGAGGAGGAGGAGCCGAGUCUUGCUAGACGCAAAGCUCCCAGGAGGACAGCUGCUGCUGCUGCUGUUAAUAUAAUGGCAAUGGCUGAUGAAGAGGAGGAGUCUCCUUCAGAGGGUGAAAGUCGUAAAGGCUCCAGCAGAGACCUGAAAAAGAAAUCUCCAUUGCAGAGCCGAUCUGCAGGGGUGGAAUCAUCUCGGCGGAAUGCAGAAGCACAAGGCAGCGGGCACAAACGGCCACAUAGAAAAACUAGAAAAACAAAGCAGGAAGUCAGUUCGGAAGCAGAAGAGGGAUCCAGUUCGGAAAGUGAUGCUAGCAAACGUAGCCCAAAGCGGAAAAUGCCCCCACGAUCCAGGAGGAAAAAGCCUGAAAAGGACCAGGUGGAAGAUGAGUGGGAAGUUGGAGAAGGCCAUGGUCGUACUGUGGCAGCCACACGUGCACAGAAGAAGGCUUUACUGAAGCAUGAGAAAUCUGUCACUGACAAUAAAAAUGGAAGAAGAGAAUCUGAAAACGAAGAAUUCUCUCCCUCUAGUAAUCGGCAAGCAGAUGUUGAAAGGAAGCUGCCCCCUCGAACUGCAGCAAGUAAGAAUAAACGCACAAUACAUUCUGAAGAGGAAUCUGAAUCAAGCAAGGGGUAUGAAAGCAGUCCGAAUAGAAAAAGCAAAUCCUCCACAGCCUCGGAGGAUACUGAAUCGGAGAGUGAAGGAACAAACUCGGAGAGACAGAACUUUCCCAAAAGAACGCUCCGUAGCCGCACCACUGUGACCACUUCAAGAAAAAAAGUAUCAAACAGAGACUCAUCGACAUCACAAUCUGAGAGUACAGGGCAUGAGCAAAGAAGGAGAAAUCUGCGCCAUCGAACCACCUCAGGGACACGAUUAACACCAGGCUCUGAAGGGAAAUGGGACUCGAUAAGGAAGCUGCCCCAUCGAACAGCUGCCACGAUGAAGAAAUACACAGAGGAAUCUGAAGGUACUGGAUUCGAGUCCGAGACAGAACUUCAGAAUGGCAAUUGUAACAACAGGAAACUGCCCAGUCGGGCUGCCAGCAAAGCAAAUACAGAGAGUGACACAAGAGAAGAGGGACCACCGUCUGAGCUCGAGGAGAACACCGUUGUUGGCAGAAAGAAACUUACCCAACAAAGCUCUGCCAGGAAAAAGUAUAAUCCUGGAUCAUCUGAAGAAGAGAGAGCUCAGUCUGAGGGGCAGAAGAAAAAAAUACAAAAGAGGACAAAAUUGCAGCCGCCUUCUUCUAAACGGUGUAUAUGGGACGACGGGUACUCUGAAGAAGAAAGAUCGCAGUCGGAGGAUGAGGUAGGGGCUCACAAGAGCAAGUCUCCUCAUCGGACUGCUUUUAAAAAAAAGAACAUUCGAGCAGAUUCAGAGGCAAACUCAAAAUCGGAGAGGAAUGGCAGAAAAAUGUCGGCAGUCUCGACUAGAAAAAGAAAGCUCUUAAGUGAUUCAGAAGAGAGUGCUGAAUCUGACAGGAAGGAGAAUCACGCAAGCAAAAAAAGCUUCAGGAGAGCCCCUGUAACUGAGUCUGAAGCAGAGGACCAAGAUAGGAGGGAGGCGUCGUCUGAGGAUGAAGAAUGGCAAGGUAGUGUGGUGGGGAAGAGUAGAGAGAGGCAGUCAUCGGGGGUUUCAAGGAAAAGGAGGCUUCCCAGGAAAAGCAUCAGGAAACGGAAAAGGGAUUCCAGCAGCGAGUCCGAAUCAAACAGCAGUGAUUCCUCCAGCUCAGAAUCAGAGUCCUUAAAUUUAGGAACAGGAUCUGGAUCAGAUUCCAUGGACAACAGUGUUGGUAGCUUAGAAAGAAACCCAAAUAAGAGAAAAGGGAAAAGUGCAGCCAACAGCCAGGGGGCUGUCCGGAAGUCUAAAAGAAAACAAGUAAAAUUUGCAGUACAUGACAAAGAAGAUGACGACGGUGAUGAUGAUGAUGAUGAUGAAUUUGUUCCAGGCUGUGGAAAGUCACAGAGAGUCUCUUUGAUCAGGACAAGAAACCAAGGUAGACAGACUGUCAAAUAUGCUGACUUUGAAUAAAGGUAUAAAGGGUAGUCUGUAUCUCAAGAACUAGUUCGAACAGUUGUGUAAAAAAGCAAAAAACAAAACACAAACCUUAAAGACAACGAUUGAUUGUCCUGAGAAGGUAGUAGCACUGGAAUCCUUUAGAAAAUGCUGUGAAUAUAUAUUGUUUCAUUCAGGGAUUAUAUUUUAUAUUUUCUAUGAAAAAAAUUAAAAGUUUGUAAAUUAUGACUGUUAACCAUACAGGCAUUCAACUUGCCAUUUUUGCAAGGUUUAGCACAGAUGCCUUCUGUGCCUCAUUUUGGGGGCUGAUAAUAUAUGUCUGGGGGGGGGGGGGGGGGAAUUAAUUCUAAUAAAUAACAUAACGUGCUUUUAUAAUUGUCAGCCAGUGACAAGUUUGUGCGGAGCAUUAACAGCUUAGGUGCUACGUUAAAAUACCUCUCAUCGUAACUAAUUUGCUGGCUUGAACUAAAAUGUAUUAGCACUGUAUACAAGAGUACAUUAGCAACUCAGGGGUUAAAAAAAAUUUAAAAAAAAUUAAAAUUCUAAUGUGUGCUGCAAUCUAAACCUUGCAUUGUCUUUCAAUAGCAAAAUAAAUGAUGAUUUUGAAAGUAGCAAUUGCUGUUGGUUUAACACAUAUAUGCACUGGCCUUGAACAAAUAAACUACACUCCACCCCAAUAUAGAGCCAAGAACUUUACAUACUGUAUCUGUGUGAGAGUUGUGUGAAAUGAAGCAGAGAGCACAGGAGUACAAAUGUUAUAUUGGAAGCAGUGAUGUGGCUGGAUGGUGUGUAAUGAUAUUGAAUGAGAUGUUAGUAGUGUAAGCAGGAGUUUAAAUGCAGAUUUAAAAUCUACUGUAAAGAAGAAAAUGGCCCUUUAUUACUUUAAGUGCCAGAGCAUUGAAAAGCUAUGUAUUUAAGAAUAUGCUCUUUCCUACUGAAGGAACGGUGACUUUAUCCUAAAACUACUAAAGAUUAAUUUUCAUUCCAUUCAUUACAGAGCAAAAUGGUGGUUGUGUAUAAAAAAUAAAUAGAAAAAUAAAUAAAAAGAAAGUUAACCCUUUUCUUUAAAGUCUGUGUUUGGAAGAAAAAGCAGUUCAUGCCACUUUUUUUCCCCCAUGUGAAAAUUCUGUUUGAAGUCAUUGUGAAAACUUCCAAAAAUGUAAUUGUUCACAGUGGCAUAUUCAAACUCGAACAAAUUCUGCACUAAUUUCAGAUUCUUAAAGCUGCAAAAUUAUGCAUUCUAUAAGCAGUCGUUAAAUAUUUCACUUUUUAUUUAGAGUUCUUAAAGUGAUCAUGGAUUUUGCUGUGAACUUAAAUAAAAAAAAUAUAAAAUGCACAUGGAUAUAGCAUAUGGUUUGUUGGUGUCUUCUGCUUUAAACUUUUUUUUACCAUAUAUAUUUAUAUCUAUGUAUACAAAACUAUGCAACACUUGCAUGUAAACAUAUUAAAUGGUGAAUAUUUGGGAAAAGACUACUUUUUUUUUUAAAUGUCCAAGACAGUUUACCAGCCACUGAUUAUAUUGCUUUACCACAUCAUUACAGUGUCAAAAAUAAGAACUUUAAAAAUGAAAGUGUUUUUGUCUUGCCUAAAUUGUUGGAUUUACACACAUGGGAAGGCAUAGUUAAUGGAGGGCAUUUCUUACUGUCUUCUCAUCUUGAUGUUAAACUUCCUGUUUAGACGUAACGUACAAAAUGUGUAAAAAGAUGUAUACCGCGUGGAGAUGUGUCGUUUACAUUGCAGAUUCCUGGCACGUGUUUUGCGCUUAUUAGUUAAAGUGAACACUAAUUCAUUUAAUACGGUUUUGAUGGAUUGGAGUUAGUUUUUUUUGUUGUUUUUUUUUCCUGAGGCUACAGACUUUUACCCGUACCAUUGAUCUGAAUAGAUUUUCAUUUAUUGUAGUCGGGUCGUUAAUGGAUGAGCCCCUUACAUACAAAAUCACAUGUACAUUUUGUUUUCUAAUCUAGGUUUGUCCUGGGAUUCAUUUUACAUUGUUAAUAAAAACACGAACGGGUGGAGGGGGCAGACACUGUUACUGUGUAAUUGGUUAAUAAAGAUGCAUUUGCCCAAGAAGUGAUGAUUUGAGUGUGUUUUGUUGUUUUUUUUAAACGCGUAGUGUCUCGUGUCAAGAUAAUUUGCUUGUAUUGUAGAAUAACUGAACACCUUAGUGAUCACAAAUCUGUGAUUGCUGUAUCCUUGAGUAUUUAAAUCUAGCUGGAUCAUAGUUAUUUGAUUUGAGCUGGUGAUGAAACUAGAAAUAGGCAUUCAAGAGAGAAAAUACUGUUAGACAUGCUGUGGCUGUUGAUCGUGGU
Molecule: messenger RNA, 9415 nt
Organism: Acipenser ruthenus (sterlet)
Lineage: Eukaryota; Metazoa; Chordata; Actinopteri; Acipenseriformes; Acipenseridae
Product: bromodomain and WD repeat-containing protein 3-like
Exons: 40
Coding region: 189-7121 (2310 amino acids)
Biological process (GO): cytoskeleton organization; regulation of cell shape; regulation of transcription by RNA polymerase II
Cellular component (GO): nucleus
Molecular function (GO): protein binding
Source: RefSeq, a predicted model, not a curated record